CUAGGCUCAUAUCAUCAUUCGUCCAUAUCAUCUGCGUGGACUGCACAGCUUGAUCCACUCUCAUCUGUGAGCGACAUGAGCCGCAUUAAGCUGGGAGGUUCUAGAUCAUUCCACAACGAUCUCUUCGAGUCAGUUCCUGUCAUUUCCCGCACCUCAAUGCUUGGCAACCUUCUGCUCAGCCGACGUGUCCUAGAACACGUAUCUGCACUCGACACGUCUUGCUUCGUUGACUUGUAAUACAAAAGCCCUUCCAUUGACCCUCCAAUGGCUACAAUUCACAUCCACCACGCUUCGAACACACGCUCAUGCCUCAACCCAAGCACCUCGCUCGCCGGCGUCGCCCCACGCGCACACAGGCGCGCUCCACGCUGACCACGGCAGCUUUCAUCUUUCUCGCGCUCUUGGCCCUCGUAUGUCUAUGCCCGGUUUCUGUAAAGGCGGAGGGGCAAGAACACGCUGAGAAACGCGACAAUGGCGCAGUUAUUGGCAUUGACCUCGGGACCACCUAUUCAUGCGUCGGCAUACUGCGCAACGGCCAGGUCGAAAUCAUCGCAAACGACCAAGGAAACCGCAUCACUCCGUCGUGGGUCUCGUUCACCGACACCGAGCGCCUCAUCGGCGACAGCGCGAAGAGCGCGUUCCACAACAACCCGCGCAACACGGUCUUCGACGCGAAACGGCUCAUCGGGAGGACUAUGGACGAUCCGCAGCUCCAGUCGGAUGUCAAGCACUUUCCUUUCAGGGUCAACGACGUGAACGGGAAACCUGCGAUCUCGAUUCGGUACCAAGGAGAGGCGCGGGACCUCACUCCGGAAGAGAUCAGUGCGAUGGUGCUGACCAAAAUGAAGGAGACGGCCGAAGCGUAUCUCGGGGAGAAGGUCACCCGCGCUGUAAUCACUGUCCCGGCAUACUUCAACGACGCUCAGCGUUCAGCGACUCGAGACGCAGGGACGAUCGCUGGAUUGGAUGUCCUGCGGAUCCUCAACGAACCGACCGCGGCUGCACUGGCCUACGGGCUCAACAAACAAGGCGGCGAAAGCAAGGUCCUCGUGUACGAUCUCGGCGGAGGCACGUUCGACGUCUCGCUGCUCUCGAUCGAGGACGGCGUGUUCGAGGUCCUGUCGACCACCGGGGACACCCAUCUCGGCGGGGAGGACUUUGACCACCGCGUCAUGGAUCACCUGGUGCAGGCAUACGAAAAGAAGACGGGCACCGACGUGACGGACAACGCGCGCGCGAUGGGGAAGCUGAAGCGGGAGGUCGAGCGAGCGAAACGGGUGCUGUCGACGCAGCAGAGCGCGACGAUCGAGAUCGACAGCUUUGAGAACGGGAAUGAUCUGCUGGAGACGCUGACGCGCGCCAAGUUUGAGGAGCUGAACAUGGAUCUGUUCCGGCGAUCGAUGAAGCCCGUUGAGCGUGUUCUGAAGGACGCCGGCAUCAAGAAAGAGCAGAUCGAUCAGAUCGUCCUUGUCGGUGGAUCGACUCGGAUUCCCAAAGUGCAGGAAAUUCUCACGCAGUACUUUGGGAAGGAGCCGUCAAAGGGCAUCAAUCCAGACGAAGCAGUGGCCUUCGGUGCCGCGGUCCAAGCCGGGGUCCUCGCAGGCGAGGAAACCGGCGCACUCAUCGUUGAUGUCGUGCCACUCACGCUUGGAAUCGAGACGACUGGCGGCGUUUUCACGCCGGUCAUUCCCCGCGGGACCACGAUCCCGACGAAGAAAUCUCAAGUAUUCUCGACCGCGGCGGACAACCAGGAGACCGUGUUGAUACAAGUGUACGAGGGCGAACGGAAGAUGUCCAAGGACAACAACCAUCUUGGGGAGUUCGCGCUAUCCGGGAUUCCGAUGGCGCCGCGAGGGAUCCCGCAGGUCGAGGUGACCUUUGGGGUCGACGCGAAUGGUAUCCUCACCGUGAACGCGGUGGACAAGGGCACCGGCAACCAGAAAGGCAUCACGAUCACGAGCGGCGGGCGCCUGUCGCAGGCGCAGAUCGACGAGAUGCUCGCGGACAGCGCGCGCUUCGCGGCGCAGGACGAGGAGCACCGCCGCCGGAUCGAGACGCUCAACACGCUCUCGUCGCUGGUGUUCGGCACCCGGAGCGAGUUCGAGGGCGAGGGCGGCGCGGGUCACAGGCUCAAGGAUGUGGAUAAGGAGGAGAUCCUGGCCCUCGUGCGGGAGCACGUGCGCUGGAUUGAUGAGCAGGGCGCAUCGGCUUCGACGGAGGGUCUGGAGGACAAGCUGAAAGAGUUUCAGAGCGCUCUUUCGGAGCUCAAGAGCAGGGCGGGGGCUGUAGACGAGGAGUGGAUGUAUGGGGAGCUGUAGGACUCGGUUAGAUCCCUCUGCGACAAUUGUUGGUAUCUCACAUGUGCCAUCCGCCAAUUUCGAGUAGAUGAAUGCCAUAACAUAACCUUAGCGUUACUAAUCUGGGGUGAAUACAGGACUGUUUCGUCUGGACCUACUCUGCACGUCAAGUAUGGAUCU
Molecule: messenger RNA, 2477 nt
Organism: Mycena citricolor
Lineage: Eukaryota; Fungi; Basidiomycota; Agaricomycetes; Agaricales; Mycenaceae
Source: the annotation of a GenBank genome assembly